Messenger RNA from Effrenium voratum, 888 nucleotides. The record is from the annotation of a GenBank genome assembly. NCBI's taxonomy places the organism in Eukaryota, Dinophyceae, Suessiales, Symbiodiniaceae.
UUGUGUUGAAGCCUCCACUCUGUGUUGGGCCCUGACAUCAUGAAGCUGGGCUUCUGCGUGCUGCGGGUCACGCCGGACAAGUUGACGCCAUUGCUGGACUUCUACACCCGCUUGGGCUUCGCUUUGGGAGAAGGAGGCGGGCUCGUAUUGCCGUGGGCGUCGGCGAGCUGCGGUUUGCGGUUCUUGCCGGAUGCCAAGGUGCGCUACCAGAGCUCCAGGACAGACCUCUACUGGAAGAUCGGUUUGGCGGUGCAUGACGUGCAGGAGGCGUCGCGGCAACUGCCGGGCUGUCAGCCCGGGGAGCAGUUCCUGGACAUCGGGUUUCUGACCCACUACCGGGAUCCAGCAGGUUUCUGCUUCGAGCUGCUGCAGACCACCUUCGAAGGCUCCGAGGCCGAGAGGAAGGAGCUGAAGAGUCGCCCGAGAACCGGCGCCGGGCCUAUGGGCGACUUCGUGAUGGGCCAGAUCACCACGCGCAUCACGGAGCCCGAGCGCUCGCUCCGCUUCUACCGGGAGCUGGGCAUGAAGCUGCUCUCGAUCCAGCCAGUUACGAAGUAUGGCUUUACCCUCUACUUCUUUGCCUUCACCGAAGAGAAUCCGCCCAAGGAGGAUCUGGAGGCGGUGGAGAACCGGGAGUGGCUGUAUCAGCGGCCCUACACCACUCUGGAGCUCCAGCAUUACCACGGCUCGGAGGGAUCGAAGUUGCGACUUCCACCGCCGGAGGAGGAGGGCCUGGCAGCGGUGGUGCUGCAGGUGCCGCCGGACGCGCUGCGCAGACUCUCAGCCUGGCCCGGUUACGUGGAGCUGCUGCCAGGGGUGGGCCAGCUUAUGGACCCCGACGGCCUGCCCAUCCAGCUGGAGACCUGAGUCGAUAGCCUGCCUGUAUCA